UCAUCAAUGCUUACCUGGGCACUAUGGAAAUCCAUCUCUCGGUAGCGAACUUGGUCAAUGUCAUCCAUGCGCUUGUCCAACGAUUGAAAACAGUCAUUCUGCUCAAUGUAGUCUAACGCAGCUUAUUGUUGGUGGUGCCGCAGCGUACGGUAAAGACGCGUACGUUUGCACGGCUUGUGAAAAUGGUUAUGAUGGCAAUAAAUGCGAAAUUUGUGCGGAUGGUUUCUUCGGGAAUCCGUUAGCAAUGAAUGGUACUUGUGAGGUAUGUAAUUGUAGCGGUAACAUUGAUCCAAUGACUAUUGGAAAUUGUGAUCGAGAAACGGGAAAAUGUUUGAAAUGCAUUUACAAUACAGCUGGUGAUCAUUGCGAAGAAUGCAAGGAGAAUCAUUGGGGUAAUCCGAAGGAUAAAUCAUGUCGACCUUGCGGAUGUCAUCCUAAAGGCUCCUAUUCUGCCACAUGCAAUAAAUCAACUGGCAUUUGUAAUUGUCAUGAAAAUUAUGUUGGAAUGCAAUGCAAUCGAUGUAAGGAUGGACAUGGCGAUAUUGAAAAUAUGUGCCCUGCUUGUAACUGCAACAUGACCGGUUCUUUUAAUAGUCAAUGUGAUGAAGUAUCUGGCCAAUGUGCCUGUAAGACAGGUGUAUUUGGCAAACAAUGUGAUAUGUGUAGAGCAAGUUAUUUCAAUUUUUCCGAGAGUGGUUGUCAAUUUUGUCACUGUAAUUCAUAUGGUGCGGUGGAUGAUGGCCGAUGUGAUAAUGUAACCGGAAAAUGUGAAUGUCGCCAAAAUGUUGGAGGAAAAAUGUGCGAAAAAUGUGUAGAUGGUUAUUAUAAUAUA
Acanthocheilonema viteae is the source of this 832-nucleotide messenger RNA. NCBI's taxonomy places the organism in Eukaryota, Metazoa, Nematoda, Chromadorea, Rhabditida, Onchocercidae. The record is from the annotation of a GenBank genome assembly.